Phalaenopsis equestris is the source of this 943-nucleotide messenger RNA. RefSeq lists its product as uncharacterized. Lineage: Eukaryota; Viridiplantae; Streptophyta; Magnoliopsida; Asparagales; Orchidaceae. The coding region runs from base 1 to 711 and encodes 236 amino acids. The transcript is spliced from 2 exons. The record is from RefSeq and is a predicted model, not a curated record.
AUGGAAGUCCUUCCACCCAUCCCAAGUUCGCCGGAGUUUCACUUCACCACCACCACCUCAACCUCGCCGACCUUCAGCGAACCCUUCAACUACCACCAACACUACACCAGCACCCCCAGCAGCCCCACCCAUGCCGCCGCCACCAUCUAUUCUCACUUCUCCUUCCACCGCUCCUUCAACCCGCCGGAAAUCUCCACCGCCGACAAGCUCUUCGAAAAGGGAAAAAUCCGACCUUUGCUCCAUUCUCAACCCGUCGCCGCCGCACAGUCCGGCGAAAGAGGCAGCCCCAGCGGCGGCAGCGGCGGCGGCGGCGGCAAGAAAUGGAGGCUGAAAGAUUUACUUUUGUUUCGAAGCGCGUCGGAAGGGAGGGCUACAGGAAGAGGAAGCAGAGAUCCUCUGCGGAAGUAUACUCUGCUUUCCUCCUUCAGCUCCUUCUCAUCGAAGAGAAAGAAGAAGGGUGAAGAGGAGGAAGAAGAAGAAGAUUCGAACAGUGGGAGCUUUAGAUCGACGGAAAGCGGCAGCGGAUCGGUGAGAAGGGGCGGUAGGCCGCCGGCUUCCGCCCAUGAAAUACAUUAUACGGCGAACAGAGCGGCGGCGGGGGAGAUGAGGAAGAAGACUCCUUUGCCUUAUCAGAGGGAGGGGUUCUUUAGUUGCUUGCAGUUCAAUCCGGCCAUUCGCAGCAUUACCAAGGGAUUCAGUAAUUUCUCCUAAUGGAAAUCUUCAUACGAAUUGUUUUUGCAGAUUUACCAGUUUUUUUUUUUAUUUAAUAUAUGGAGAAAUUAUUGCAUCCAGACACCAGAUACCAGACACCAAGUCUGAUCAGAUGAAAUCGAAUCAUAUGAAAUAUAUGGUGAUGUGGCUUAAUCAUUGUUGUUGUACGAAUGUGUGCCGACCAUGCUCGUGUUUUGUUUAGACGUAGUUGUGAUUUCAGUAUUAUGUUAAA